CGUAAGCGCGUCCGUUGCAAAACAACAUGGCGGCGUCCUUGCGUCGUCUGGCCGUCGGGCUGACGGUGCGGCAGGUGAACAGAUCUCCUCAUCUGAGCUGCUGCCAACAGCGAUGUCUGAACACAGGUCGCGGCUUCUGGCUCCGCCCUCGGCCCCUACCUGUAUUGGUUGUGACAGGUGGCGGUUACCUUGGUUACCAGCAGUACAAGAAGUGGGGACAUGAGGAGGAUGGAGCUCCGCCCACCCUGGCCACUCCCACACAGGUGGCGUUGUAUCGUUCCUUCCCCACUCGUCUCCUCUCUCGGGCCUGGGGUCGGCUGAAUGGAGUUGAACUGCCCACGUGGCUGCGCAAACCCAUCUACUCCCUUUACAUCUGGACCUUUGGAGUCAACAUGCAGGAGCAGCGGUUUGAAGAUCUGCAUCACUACAGGAACCUGGGGGAAUUUUUCCGCCGCCGUCUGAAGCCGCUGUUUCGACCGCUGUGCUCCGCCUCCUGUCUGACGUCUCCAGCUGAUGGGCGGAUCCUUCACUUCGGUCAGGUGAAGAACUCAGAGGUGGAGCAGGUGAAGGGCAUCACCUACAGCCUGGAGAACUUCCUGGGUCCACAAACAAGGCGGAGCAAUGACUCCGCCCCCUCCUCCUUUCAGGACGGCCUCCUGUGGCGUCCUGACACUCAGCUGUUCCACGUGGUCUACCUGGCACCAGGUGACUACCACUGCUUCCACUCCCCCACCGACUGGAGGGUGGAGCUACGACGACACUUCCCAGGUUCGUUAAUGUCAGUUAAUCCGGGCGUGGCUCGUUGGGUCAAAGAGCUCUUCUGUCUUAACGAGCGUGUGGCUCUCACCGGCCAAUGGGAGCGCUUCUUCUCGUUUACAGCGGUUGGAGCCACAAACGUCGGUUCCAUCAGACUGUACUUUGACAAGGUGAGAAAAAGACAGUGA
Messenger RNA from Sphaeramia orbicularis (orbiculate cardinalfish), 944 nucleotides. RefSeq names its product phosphatidylserine decarboxylase proenzyme, mitochondrial-like. Gene Ontology annotation, biological process: phosphatidylethanolamine biosynthetic process. The record is from RefSeq and is a predicted model, not a curated record. Gene Ontology annotation, molecular function: phosphatidylserine decarboxylase activity. NCBI's taxonomy places the organism in Eukaryota, Metazoa, Chordata, Actinopteri, Kurtiformes, Apogonidae. Gene Ontology annotation, cellular component: mitochondrion.